Botrytis fragariae is the source of this 234-nucleotide messenger RNA. RefSeq lists its product as uncharacterized. Bases 1 to 234 code for a protein of 77 amino acids. Lineage: Eukaryota; Fungi; Ascomycota; Leotiomycetes; Helotiales; Sclerotiniaceae. The record is from RefSeq and is a predicted model, not a curated record. The transcript has a single exon.
AUGGGGGCAGCUAACACUUGGUACUGUUUAUCAUGUUACACCUCUCAAUAUGGUUCUGUCUCCGCCAUUCGCCCCUGCAAGAAAUGCAAAUACAUGAUGAGUAUUUGGCAUCAACCUGGAUCUAAUCCAGCUCUGCCAGUAUAUGUUGGUACCACAGGUGGUUGUGUUGAGCGUCAAGCUCCCGUUGAAGAACUCGUUCAACACGAGAAAGUAACUCAGAAACUGGCUAGUUAA